AUGGAGGUCUUGUCCCAUGAUGGGGAUUAUGCUUCUGCUCAUGACAAUGAGCUUUGGGUUCAGUACAAUGAGGAGCAGCAGACAGCAUUGAACCAACGCCUCGCUCUGUGUCGCAUCAGGGUUCAUGAGAAGCAAUACCGGGCAAUGGAUGAUGCAAGUCUGUUAAAGCUAUUCCCUCCCUCGGUUCUUGAAAACAAUUGGUACUAUGAUCAUUAUGAGUGCCAUUUUGAUUGGUUCUUUGACCCUGCAUAUUGCAAGCUUCCUCAUGUGGAGGAUUACCAGCGCAUGGUGCUUCGUGUUACUGUAGAGUUCGAAGGCUUGGAAAUUUGCCCCUACGCUCGUAAUACGCUUGCGGAUGACCAACAAUUUGUCCAGUUCUGGGAGAAGUUGUCAAGAAAAACUAAGUUGAUUGAAUUGUACAUAACAGAGAGAAUUGAGAAUGUGCUCAGGUAUCAUGCAUUGAAGAUCGCAGAAGAACUUCCCUCUGUUUACAAAACUCCAAUUGUCGCAAGAUUCAUGGAAUUUGUGUGGGGUGUGGUGGAUGAUUAUACUUAUGCUGGUUUCCUUACUAAGAUGUGGGAACUGCUUGCUAAGCAACAGAUGAAUUUCACAGAUGCUUUGAGGUACGUGUACAAUGAAGGCAAGUAUCGGUCCAUUUUUCUGUGGGGAAUGGGAUCUGAGUUGGAACCGAAUCUAUUUCGAAUGGAACAGCAUGCUCAAGAUGGUGAUGUUCAUCAGUUGGUCAUGGACACCAUUAUAGAAAAUUUUUGGAAACCAAGGACAUACUAUGAGUACGUGAGAAAGAAGAUGCGUAUUGCUGAAGAAAUCGGUUUGAUCCCCAAGCAACAUCCCCCAAAGUAUGCACAAAUUUUCUAG
This is a messenger RNA of Miscanthus lutarioriparius, 876 nucleotides long. The record is from the annotation of a GenBank genome assembly. Lineage: Eukaryota; Viridiplantae; Streptophyta; Magnoliopsida; Poales; Poaceae.